ACCCUGGUAUAUAUAGUGAGGUGGGAAACAAUGGGUAGUCACUUCGGCUCCUCCUCCAGUCAAGUCAAGAGAGGCAAAUAAAAAUAACUGACAAAAUGGCUGAUGCUGACGCUAUUAAGAAGAUCUGUGACAUCUAUGACUGGGAUGGCAAGGGUGAGCUUGACCUUUUCUUCCUCGGUGACGUCAUGUACGCCCUUGGCAUGAACACCACAAAGAAGGUGUGUGUUGGACUCGGACAGACUGAUGAGGAAGGCAAGAAGUUUGCCAAGUUCGAUGAUAUUGUUACUAAAGUCCAAACAGCUGCCAAAACCCCCGAGUCCUCUGGAAACUACCACGACUUCAUUGAGCUGUUGAGACUUUAUGACAAAAAUAACAACGGAACCAUGAUGUUGGCUGAGCUUGAGAAUCUUCUUUCCAAUCUUGGAGAUGAGAUCCCCAAGGAUGAUGUCCAGAAGCUGCUCGCUGAGCUCUGCGACCCUGAGGAUGAGGACGGUAUGUUCCCCUACACUCCCUUCGUUGACAGACUGUGCGGUAAGGCAUAAUUCCACCUGCUGAACCAUAGAAUAUCAACCAUUGAGUCUGGAAUCUUAAAUGCUGCCAGAACAGAACAUGUGCUUGAAAUUUAUUCAACAUGGACACUGCCAUCUAGGCGCUAAAAGCCAAACUACAUAAUUUACCAUCAGAAUUUUAAUUUGUGACCAUCAACAAAUACUAAAUGGACUCGAAUGUGAUAACAAAUCUGAGGAGGGUCCAUAUUGAGCCGAAGCAUUUGCCUCUCUUGUACCAUCAAAGAACCGGGGAAAAAGAAUCCAAAUUACCAUCAAAUAUUCCCGACGAUGACUGAACACCUCAAAAAUCAAAACAAAAUUUUGGAAUUCUUUAUUUUUCUACAUUUCAAACUGCAUAGAAAUGCCUUCUACCCCCCUUCUUCCAGCCAAUAGUCCGUAACAUCUUGGACAAGAAGACAUGUCAUCAUUUCCUUACCAAUCAAUCAAUCAGCCUUUACCAUCUGUGAGGAAAGGAUGCGUGGUAUUCUGCGCGUAAUGGUCUGGCUGAAGGCUGUUGGAGAGAAGACAGUUCUAUAAAUACACGGAGCUAUACUGUGCUGUGUGCGCAUUUCUCGCUAAUUAUUGAAUAUUUGUGUAACCGAGGAGAUAGAUAAAUAUAAAACGUGCAACUAUA
Messenger RNA from Eurytemora carolleeae, 1182 nucleotides. RefSeq names its product myosin light chain alkali. Bases 96 to 542 code for a protein of 148 amino acids. Gene Ontology annotation, molecular function: calcium ion binding. Lineage: Eukaryota; Metazoa; Arthropoda; Copepoda; Calanoida; Temoridae. The transcript is spliced from 4 exons. Gene Ontology annotation, cellular component: muscle myosin complex. The record is from RefSeq and is a predicted model, not a curated record.